AUUAAAUAAAGACUAACAAGUAUGCCCAAAUCUUCAAAGAUUAGAAAAAAAAUCAAGUCAAUAAUAAUAAUGAAUAACACUAAUAAUAAUCAAGUAACUUUUAUAAAAGUACCACAAUUCAAGGGUCCCCUACAAAAGUAUUAAUAUUUCAAUCAUCUCUUAUUUUUUUGCGUGUAAUUUGUGAGAUUUGACUCAUCUCGUCUCAUUAUCUCUAGCCGCUUUAUCCUUCUACAGGGUCGCAGGCAAGCUGGAGCCUAUCCCAGCUGACUACGGACGAAAGGCGGGGUACACCCUGGACAAGUCGCCAGGUCAUCACAGGGCUGACACAUAGACACAGACAACCAUUCACACUCACAUUCACACCUACGCUCAAUUUAGAGUCACCAGUUAACCUCACCUGCAUGUCUUUGGACUGUGGGGGAAACCGGAGGAAACCCACGCGGACACGGGGAGAACAUGCCAAGGGCAAAUACAGCCCCAAUUACAUACCGUAUAACGGCGCCCAAAUUACGGGCUUGUCAAAAGACCCAAAAUAGAACAUCCGAAAAUCGCCCAAAUUAGAAGAAAAAAAUCCUGUUUCAUAAGGGUGGAGAACCCAAAAUAUUUUUAAAUUAUUGUUAAAUGUCAUUUUUUGGCAUAUAUAUUUCAAUUUGUUGUUCAGUCGCUUCAUAACAUGAAAUGCGUCGGGCGAUUACCGUAAACCGUGUCUGAGUCUUUGACGUCUGAAUGUCGUAAAAUAUACUUCCUUUGUUUAUGUUGUGAAAUUCUCAACGAUUCAUGAUAACACGUGGCUGUCGGUUUGUGAUACUGUUGAUAGUAUAGAUUGACAAGUGGUCGUGGUAGACCUAAGACAACUGGUAAAUCACAUAAGAACAGCAGUUCAUAUAUUCAUGGAAAACGCACAAUCGAUGGCAUUAUUAAGUGUACAGGCGGGGGAAUGGGGAGGUUUAUCACACGACAGAACAGUCAGAAGACAUCAGACGAUAUUGUUGACAAGGUCAAGGUCAUUGAUUUGUCGUCUGAAACAGCUGCCUUACAGUUGCCAGAACGCAGUGCGAAGGCUGAAGCCUGUAAAUGAAGUGUCGGUGUCCAUCUCCAGUCGCACGGACACCGGUGUGCAUGCACUCUGUAACUCUGCACAUCUAGACAUCCAGCGCAGACAAGACAAACCUCCCUUCACGGAACAAAUCCUGACUGAUGCCUUAAACUUCUUUUUAAAACCAGAGCCCAUCAGAAUCACAAGAGUCUACCGCGUACAGAACGAUUUUCACGCCCGCUAUCGUGCCACCUCAAGAACCUACGUCUACCGCUUGGCCACAGGAAUCUGCCGUCACACCGAACUGCCCAUAACGGAGAAGGAUUUGUGCUGGACGUUAUGGGACACGGAGCUAAACGUUGAGACCAUGCAAGAGGCAGGAGCCGUGUUACAGGGAACGCACGACUUCAGCACCUUCCGUGCACUCAGCUCGGACGCUCCAUUCAAGAACCCAGUGAAGACCAUGGAGCUGGUGCAGGUUCAGCCUGGCCUCUCCUUCAGCCAGCGCCAUUUCCACAGAGACAUCCAGUUUUGGGAGCUCACCUUUAAAAGUAGGUCCUUUUUAUACAAACAAGUGCGGAGGAUGGUUGGGGUGUUGGUUGCAGUUGGCCGGGGUAAACUGUCCGUCAGUCAGGUUCAGGAUCUGUUGGACACCAAGGACUCCAUGGCCUACCCUCAAAACAUAGUGGCGCCACCCUAUGGCCUCUUUCUGAUCAAUGUGGAGUAUAACGACUCCGAUCUGAAGACUUACCGAGCGGAUUCUGACUGAUUAUAAAAGAGAAAGCAGCACACAUGGUAACAUGUAAAUAUAUCUGUAUCGAGUAAAUAAAUUUUGUAUUUAACGUC
This is a messenger RNA of Neoarius graeffei (lesser salmon catfish), 1882 nucleotides long. RefSeq names its product pseudouridine synthase like 1 (gene pusl1). The record is from RefSeq and is a predicted model, not a curated record. Gene Ontology annotation, biological process: tRNA pseudouridine synthesis. The transcript is spliced from 7 exons. Gene Ontology annotation, molecular function: RNA binding; pseudouridine synthase activity. NCBI's taxonomy places the organism in Eukaryota, Metazoa, Chordata, Actinopteri, Siluriformes, Ariidae. The coding region runs from base 891 to 1805 and encodes 304 amino acids.